Molecule: messenger RNA, 2625 nt
Organism: Bufo gargarizans (Asiatic toad)
Lineage: Eukaryota; Metazoa; Chordata; Amphibia; Anura; Bufonidae
Gene: LINS1
Product: lines homolog 1
Exons: 8
Coding region: 147-2267 (706 amino acids)
Source: RefSeq, a predicted model, not a curated record
CAUAACCCGGCAUGCUUUGCGGUGUGCGCUGUUGUACUGCUCCGGUUGCUGUGCGUCUCCUGGUGUGUCAAUGACGGCCGCCUGGGGUUUAUCCCGGACAGUAUGACGGAUCUGGCAGGAGGAUUAGGCACCAAUAAUGAUCGUUCAUGAAAUGUACACUAUUCAAGUGUCUCAAGGAGAUGGAAGGACCAUUCCCAGAUUUGAGGGAGCUGCACAAGAAGUUGCUGCAAGCUGCACCCCUACAUGAAGACGUCUCUGCUUGUGCAGCACUAUUAAUGCCACGUCUUGCAAAUGAAGCCUCUAACAGCUCAGCAAUCCAUGAAAAUGCUGGAACAGAGACUAACCUGGCCACCACAUGGGUAGCCCGAGAUGUUACCUUGCUUCAGCUCUCCCUCAUCCAGAUCCUGAUCAUCAAAGCUGAAAACCUCUGCACUGAACCGCAAGUUAGAUGUCAGUAUUCCCGAGUGCUGGAGCUGCUGCAACACAAUGGAGCUGACACAACAAUUAUUGGACUGUUGCAGACUUCUGAUAAGGUGCUAUCACACAUCUCCUCCAAGUGCCUCUCCUAUUUGGUGCUAUAUCAACUUAAAUUCAAGAACGAAGUGAAUCCUCAUUGGCUUCAGUUCUGCCUAAAUACCUUCAGCGAUGACCCAGGAUCCCCCGCCCUGAUGCAAUGUCUGAUGUCUCUGAUGGCUGUUUACAAAGGAAUCCUUGUGGAUGAGAGGAUCAGAAAGGCAGAUUAUCUGCUGCAGAUUAUGGCUGCUCUGGAAAAUGUAUUUGAAGGAUUCUGCUCCACCUGGAUCAGCCGCCUGUCAGUAACUGAAUGCCAACCUCCUCCACCAGAGUCCAGCAGUCAGCUCUCCUGCCUCUUGGAUCUAUUAGAAGUCAUGGUUGCCUUAAGGAUGGAGCUGAAAUUAAACAUCUCCCUCUGUAAACAAGUUUUAUCUGUGAUUCUUCCUCAGGCCUUGAACCUAAUGUCCUGUCCUGUUCCUUACUUUGUUAAGAAGCAGGUCAUCCUGGUGCUAAAACGAUGUCUUCUGUAUAAAGCUGGCGAAGACUUCUUGCCGUCUCCUCACAAUAUAAAUAACCAGCAAGCUGUGGUGUUGGAUGAAGAUCUGGCAGUCCUGGCUACCACACUACUGAAUGCAGUACGGCAAGGAUGGCUAUUGCAAGUGCCUUCAGGUGACGGGUCAAGCAGCUUUAGUGGUGCUAAUGAAGGUGCAGAGCAUGGUCCUGACCUGGUGAUCCUGGGAGCAGCCAGUCUAUCUGUUCUCAAAGCCCUGGAGAUUCAGUUCCGUAGUAAAGCCUACAGUAGCCUUGGGCAAGAGUAUACAGAAUUUUCAGAAACCUCCAUGUACAUGGCUCUCUUGUUGACUUUCCUAAAACAACAUCUUGGAUGGAAGGAACCAGAGCACUUCUGUGAAUGGGUGUCCCUCACCUUUAUAGAGCAGGAUGAUGACAUGUUGGAGGUAGCAAAGAGUUUGCUUCAGAUGUACCUACACAAUCCAAGACCGUGCACUGCGACUAGUGAUGAUGAAGAUAUUCUAAAAUUGCCAUCACAUCAGUGCGGGAUGAACCCCCAUUGUAUCUUCCUGUUUCUGCUAAAGAAUUUGUUGUUUGAUGCAUCAGUCCUGCUGGACUUCCUGAUCUCCUCCGAGACCUGCUUUCUGGAGUACUUUGUCAGGUACUUGAAGCUUCUAAAGGAAGACUGGCCUCAGUUCUGCUCAACCUGCACCUUUCUUGACAAGUUGGCCUCUCUCCAAUUACCUACUGUGGCCAGUGACUCUGUCCAUCCUCUGCAGACAGUGGGCUUGUCACGUGCACAAGAAUCUUCUGUGGCCGGUCCAAAAAUUGGUACGCCAUCGCCAUGUUUUCACCAGUCUGAAAGCUCAUCCUCUUUAGGUGCUCUUCAACGCCUUGUAGAAUAUGACAGCUCUGAAGAUUCAGAAUCAGAAGCGUCAGGCAGCGAGCCAUGUCCAGUCAUGGCACACUGUGCAGGCGGUGACAGCUCAGAUAUAGAUAAACACAUGAAGAAGCUGGGGCUGACUGCAAUGCGUCUGAGACUCCAUACUACAUCGGCAAGUAAGCAAACUUCUACGUACCAGGCUUUGGGCAUCCAGCACAAAUCUGCACAGUGUCUGCUCGAGCUUCAGGGAGCCAUUAACAGACUCCAUAGAAAGAAGCUGUUUCCAUACAACCCAUCUGCUUUACUGAAGCUGCUCACCCAUGUGUGUGCACUAAGCAAAGAUCAAAGCACUGAAAUGUAACUAAAGCAAUGGAAAUGCAUGUAAUUUGGAUCCAUUUUCCAUGCACAUUCGCUAAAAGUUUUUGGAAUUUUUUUUAUUUUUUUUUCCAAACGGAAAACUGACCCAUAUUACAUGCAUGUAAACUAGAGAUCGUUACACGGACUAUAAAUCAGGAACACUCCUUCCUACACCAGAUCAUUGACGCGUGUCAACAUGCCACCAGUCACCGGGCAAAAGAGCAAAUGCUCGUCAGGUGAUCAGAUCUUUCAUUGUUUGUCCACUAACCUGAAGCCACCUCUGACCCUGAAAACAAAUAAAUUGGUGAAAAUUGUAGCCAGAUAUUUAUGAUGUAAUAAAUUCAGUCAUUUUGUGGACAAUC